CCCUGCGCCUGCGCGGGUUGAGGCUCAAUCACACCGUGUGUCCCGGGCUUCGCCGGCAGAGUCUCCUCAGGACAUUGAACGAACCGAGCUGGGAGCCUGAGGCCCGGAGCCACCAAGAUGGCGCAGAUUUUGCCUAUCCGCUUCCAGGAGCACCUCCAGCUCCAGAAUGUUGGCAUCAAUCCUGCUAACAUUGGCUUCAGCACGUUGACCAUGGAGUCAGAUAAGUUUAUUUGUAUCAGGGAGAAGGUUGGGGAGCAAGCCCAGGUGGUUAUAAUAGAUAUGGCUGAUUCCAACAAUCCACUGAGACGCCCAAUUUCCGCUGAGAGUGCCAUCAUGAACCCUGCUUCUAAAGUCAUUGCUCUGAAAGCUGGGAAAACCCUUCAGAUCUUCAACAUUGAGAUGAAGAGCAAAAUGAAAGCUCACACCAUGUCAGAGGAGGUCAUUUUCUGGAAGUGGAUAUCUGUUAAUACUGUGGCCCUUGUGACAGAGACAGCAGUAUACCAUUGGAGCAUGGAGGGUGACUCCCAACCUCAAAAAAUGUUUGAUCGCCAUGCCAGUCUGGCCGGCUGCCAGGUCAUCAAUUACAGAACAGAUGAGCAGCAGAAAUGGCUUCUUCUGAUUGGUAUUUCUGCUCAGCAAAACCGUGUUGUGGGAGCAAUGCAGUUAUAUUCUGUGGACAGGAAGGUCUCCCAGCCUAUAGAAGGCCAUGCUGCAGCAUUUGCUGAAUUCAAGAUCGAAAGAAACUCAAAACCUUCAACUCUGUUCUGCUUUGCUGUGCGUGGGCAGGCUGGUGGCAAGCUGCAUAUCAUUGAGGUCGGACAGCCUGCGAAUGGGAACCAGCCUUUUACCAAGAAAGCCGUCGAUGUUUUCUUUCCUCCUGAAGCUCAGACUGACUUCCCGGUGGCAAUGCAGAUUGGUACUAAGCAUGGAGUUAUAUAUCUGAUCACAAAAUAUGGCUAUAUACACAUGUAUGAUCUGGAAUCCGGUGCCUGUAUCUAUAUGAACCGCAUCAGUGCUGAUACCAUCUUUGUCACUGCUCCUUAUGAGCCGACCUCUGGUAUUAUUGGUGUCAACAAGAAAGGGCAGGUGCUCUCAGUCUGUGUUGAGGAAGACAACAUUGUGAAUUAUGCCACCAAUGUGCUGCAAAAUCCAGACCUGGGUCUUCGCAUGGCCAUCCGUAGCAAUCUUGCCGGGGCUGAGGAGCUGUUUGCAAGGAAGUUCAACACAAUGUUCGCCCAAGGAAAUUACUCAGAGGCAGCAAAGGUGGCAGCAUCUGCUCCAAAGGGAAUCCUGCGCACAGCAGACACAAUCAGGAAGUUCCAGACUGUUCCUGCUCAGCCUGGGCAAGCAUCACCCCUGCUCCAGUAUUUUGGUAUACUAUUGGAUCAAGGGCAGCUAAACAAGCUGGAGUCACUAGAGCUUUGUAGGCCUGUUUUGCAGCAAGGGCGCAAGCAGCUCUUGGAAAAGUGGCUGAAGGAAGAUAAGCUGGAGUGUUCUGAGGAGCUUGGAGACCUGGUGAAGGCUGUUGAUCCGACUCUUGCUCUAAGUGUUUACCUACGUGCUAGUGUACCAAAUAAAGUGAUCCAGUGCUUUGCAGAGACGGGACAGUUCCAAAAAAUAGUGCUGUAUGCCAAAAAAGUUGGCUACACACCAGACUGGAUCUUCCUCCUUCGGAGUGUCAUGCGGAUAAGUCCAGAGCAGGGCCUCCAGUUCUCCCAGAUGCUAGUGCAAGAUGAGGAACCUUUAGCAAACAUCAACCAGAUUGUGGAUGUCUUUAUGGAGAACAGUCUGAUCCAGCAGUGCACAUCAUUCCUGCUUGAUGCAUUGAAGAAUAACAGACCGACUGAGGGUCAUUUGCAGACUCGCCUGCUUGAGAUGAACCUUAUCCAUGCUCCACAGGUUGCAGAUGCAAUUCUUGGAAACCAAAUGUUCACUCACUAUGACCGGGCCCACAUUGCCCAGCUGUGUGAGAAAGCGGGACUUCUGCAGAGGGCGCUCGAGCAUUACACUGAUCCGUAUGAUAUCAAGCGAGCAGUGGUGCACACACACCUUUUGAACCCCGAGUGGCUGGUAAAUUUCUUCGGUUCCCUAUCUGUGGAGGAUUCAGUGGAGUGCUUACGUGCCAUGUUAUCUGCAAACAUACGGCAGAAUCUUCAACUCUGUGUUCAGGUGGCAUCCAAAUACCAUGAGCAGCUGGGCACACAAUCCUUGGUUGAACUGUUUGAAUCUUUCAAGAGUUAUGAAGGGCUCUUUUACUUCCUCGGGUCCAUUGUCAAUUUCAGUCAAGACCCCGAUGUACACUUUAAGUAUAUUCAGGCAGCCUGCAAAACAGGGCAGAUAAAGGAGGUGGAACGGAUCUGCCGUGAAAGCAACUGCUACAAUCCGGAGCGGGUCAAGAAUUUUCUCAAGGAGGCCAAGCUUACAGAUCAGCUGCCAUUGAUUAUUGUCUGCGACCGUUUCGACUUUGUACAUGACCUGGUUCUGUAUCUUUACCGCAAUAACCUCCAGAAAUACAUUGAAAUUUAUGUGCAAAAGGUCAACCCCAGCCGUAUUCCUGCCGUGGUGGGAGGACUCCUCGAUGUUGACUGCUCGGAGGAUGUUAUUAAGAACCUGAUCAUGGUUGUACAUGGUCAGUUCUCCACAGAUGAGCUGGUUGCUGAAGUGGAGAAACGGAACAGGUUGAAGUUGCUCUUACCUUGGUUGGAAUCCAGAAUACAUGAGGGUUGUGAGGAGCCUGCUACACACAAUGCUUUGGCUAAAAUCUACAUUGAUAGCAACAAUAACCCUGAACGUUUCUUGCGGGAGAACCCAUUCUAUGAUAGCUGUGUGGUGGGCAAGUACUGCGAAAAAAGGGAUCCUCAUCUAGCUUGUGUGGCUUACGAAAGGGGGCAGUGUGAUUUGGAACUCAUUAAGGUGUGCAAUGAGAACUCCUUAUUCAAGAGUGAAGCCCGUUACCUGGUACGUAGGAAAGAUGCUGAACUCUGGGCCAGUGUGCUUGAGGAAAACAAUCCUUUUAGAAGACAACUGAUUGACCAGGUGGUGCAGACAGCCCUUUCAGAAACUCAGGACCCUGAAGAAGUGUCUGUGACUGUGAAAGCCUUCAUGACUGCGGACCUCCCUAAUGAGCUCAUAGAGCUCUUGGAGAAGAUUGUGCUGGACAACUCUGUAUUCAGUGAACACAGAAAUUUACAGAAUCUACUGAUUCUGACGGCCAUUAAAGCUGACCGCACACGAGUCAUGGAAUAUAUCAACCGCUUGGAUAACUACGAUGCCCCUGAUAUUGCCAACAUUGCUAUUAGCAACCAGCUCUUUGAAGAGGCUUUUGCCAUCUUUAGGAAGUUUGACGUAAACACGUCUGCCAUUCAGGUUCUAAUUGAACAUAUUGGGAAUUUGGAUCGUGCUUAUGAGUUUGCUGAGAGGUGCAAUGAGCCUGCUGUAUGGAGCCAGUUGGGUCGAGCCCAGCUGCAAAAGGACUUGGUGAAGGAAGCCAUAGACUCUUAUAUUAAAGCUGAUGACCCAUCCUCUUACAUGGAAGUGGUACAGGCAGCAAGUAAAAAUAAUAACUGGGAAGACCUGGUAAAAUUCUUACAGAUGGCAAGGAAGAAAGCCAGAGAAUCGUAUGUGGAAACUGAACUUAUUUUUGCCUUUGCCAAAACUAACCGCCUGUCUGAGUUGGAAGAAUUUGUCAGUGGCCCUAACAAUGCACACAUCCAGCAGGUGGGAGAUCGCUGUUAUGAAGAGAGCAUGUAUGAUGCAGCCAAAUUGCUAUACAAUAACGUAUCCAAUUUUGCACGCUUGGCAUCAACAUUGGUACAUCUUGGAGAGUAUCAGGCUGCUGUGGAUAGUGCACGAAAGGCUAAUAGCACACGCACCUGGAAAGAGGUGUGCUUUGCUUGCGUGGAUGGCACAGAGUUUCGCUUGGCUCAGAUUUGUGGCCUGCACAUUGUUAUACACGCAGAUGAGUUAGAGGAACUGAUCAGUUAUUAUCAGGAUCAAGGUUAUUUUGAGGAACUUAUUGCUCUGCUGGAAGCAGCUCUGGGGCUAGAACGUGCACACAUGGGAAUGUUCACAGAGCUCGCUAUUCUCUACUCUAAGUUCAAACCUCAAAAAAUGCGUGAGCACCUAGAACUCUUCUGGUCUCGAGUGAACAUUCCUAAGGUCCUGCGUGCAGCAGAGCAGGCCCACCUAUGGGGCGAACUUGUCUUCCUGUAUGAUAAAUAUGAGGAGUAUGAUAACGCUAUUAUUACUAUGAUGAGCCAUCCCACCAGCGCCUGGAAAGAAGGUCAAUUUAAGGACAUUGUCACAAAGGUGGCCAAUGUGGAACUUUAUUACAAAGCCAUGCAGUUUUACAUGGAGUUCAAACCUCUGUUAAUCAAUGACCUUCUUUUGGUCUUGUCACCACGUCUGGACCACACUAGAGCAGUUAACUACUUUUCCAAGGUCAACCAGCUACCUCUGGUUAAGCCGUACUUGCGCUCUGUACAAAACCACAACAACAAGUCUGUGAAUGAGGCUCUGAACAACCUGCUCACAGAGGAAGAGGAUUAUCAAGGCCUGCGAGCAUCUAUUGAUGCAUAUGAUAACUUUGAUAACAUCAGCCUAGCACAGCGUCUGGAGAAACAUGAGCUGAUUGAAUUCCGCAGGAUUGCUGCAUAUCUAUACAAGGGGAAUAACCGCUGGAAGCAAAGUGUGGAGCUUUGUAAGAAGGAUCGGUUAUAUAAGGAUGCAAUGCUAUAUGCUGCAGAAUCAAAAGAUAUGGAACUAGCAGAAAAACUUCUUCAAUGGUUCCUUGAGGAAGGGAAGCAGGAGUGCUUUGCUGCAACUCUUUUUACUUGCUAUGACUUACUGCAUCCAGAUACAGUGCUGGAGUUGGCCUGGAGACACAACAUCAUGGACUUUGCAAUGCCUUACUUCAUCCAGGUCAUGAGAGAGUAUCUUAGCAAGGUGGAUAAACUGCAUGCUGCAGAAAGCUUGAGAAAAGAAGAGGAGCAAGUGACAGAGCCAACCCCUAUAGUAUUUGGUCAGCAGCUGAUGCUCACAGCUGGUCCUAGUGGAGUGGUACCACCUCAGCCGAACUUUCCCUAUGGAUACACAGCUCCCCACACCUUCACCCAGCACCCCCCUCCUUCUGUCUCUCCUGGCUAUGCCUUUAACAUGUAACCUCCUGUCAUCCAGAUUAUACCUGAAGGGGAUACAUUGGUCCCCAUAUUCUGGGAGCUGACUGCAGUUUAUCUUGGACAUGUUUAUUUAUUACAUUUGCUCUUACAGACGUUGAUGCGGGAAAGGCAGCUUUUCAGCCAGUCACUACCAUUACUCGUUAAAUUUCUUUUUUUGUUUGUGUUUUUUUGUUUUAAUUAUUUUUUAUUUAUGUUUUUUUAUUUUGUUUUUUUUUUUAUGGAUGGGAAUGGCCGAUAGCUGUCAGCACUGAUUUCAUGGCUAUCACACAUGCUAAUGGCGCAAAUGUUCUGUACAGUACUGUAAACUGCUGGACAUGAUUCACGGCAGCUCCAUAUCUGUGCACAAGCCCUUAUCAACCGCUGCCAUGUUAAGUAGCUAAUGGUGGACAACCACACCAAGUUUAAAUUUCUUCUCCUUCUCUGAUCUUAGUCACUGUCUCUGCCAAAGCCCAAAUUAGCAGCCUGAUACUGUUCUGCCUAAUACCUCUCUGAUAUUGGAGCAAAGAGUUAUUUUAUUAUCAUUAUUAUUGUAAAGACUGUAUGCGGGGAGAUUAGACUUUGUAAUCUGCUACCAUUUAGUGAUUAGUGAUCAUAUUCAAAUAUGUUUGAAAAAGACUUGGUACAGUUAGUAAUGAAUGUGGUCGGUACUUGUUUAUGUGUCACAUUUAUUUUCAGACUGCUACAGUAUACAAAUGAAAUGCCAAGUACAAUAAAUGUAUUUAAUCAUA
Messenger RNA from Pelobates fuscus (common spadefoot toad), 5905 nucleotides. It is a transcript of the gene CLTCL1, whose product is annotated as clathrin heavy chain like 1. The transcript is spliced from 32 exons. Bases 118 to 5160 code for a protein of 1680 amino acids. Gene Ontology annotation, biological process: receptor-mediated endocytosis; intracellular protein transport. Gene Ontology annotation, cellular component: clathrin-coated endocytic vesicle; extracellular exosome; clathrin coat of trans-Golgi network vesicle. Gene Ontology annotation, molecular function: structural molecule activity; clathrin light chain binding. Lineage: Eukaryota; Metazoa; Chordata; Amphibia; Anura; Pelobatidae. The record is from RefSeq and is a predicted model, not a curated record.